AUGUUAGGAACACAGAGCAGGAGCCCUCUGAAGAAGCUGAAUCUGCUAUUCUUUUUGUAUUUUAGCUGGACCAGACCAAUUUUGAGGAAAGGGUACAGACAGCGCCUGGAAUUGUCAGACAUUUACCAGAUUCCUUCUGCUGAUUCUGCUGACAAUCUAUCUGAAAAAUUGGAAAGAGAAUGGGAUAGAGAGCUGGCUUCAAAGAAAAAUCCCAAACUCAUUAAUGCCCUUCGGCGAUGCUUUUUCUGGAGAUUUAUGUUCUAUGGAAUCUUAUUGUAUUUAGGGGAGGUCACCAAAGCUGUACAGCCUCUCUUACUGGGGAGAAUCAUAGCUUCCUACGAUCCAGACAACAAGGUGGAGCGUUCCAUAGCGAUCUAUCUAGGCAUAGGCUUAUGCCUUCUCUUUAUCGUGAGGACGCUGCUUCUACACCCCGCCAUUUUUGGCCUUCAUCACAUUGGAAUGCAGAUGAGAAUAGCUAUGUUUAGUUUGAUUUAUAAGAAGAUUUUAAAGCUGUCAAGCCGUGUUCUAGAUAAAAUAAGUAUUGGACAGCUUGUAAGUCUCCUUUCCAACAACCUGAACAAAUUUGAUGAAGGACUUGCUUUGGCUCAUUUCGUGUGGAUCGCCCCUUUGCAAGUAACGCUUCUGAUGGGGCUGUUGUGGGAAUUGCUACAGGCCUCUGCCUUCUGCGGACUUGGGUUCCUCAUAGUUCUUGCCCUUGUUCAAGCUGGAUUAGGGAGAAUGAUGAUGAAGUACAGAGAUCAGAGAGCAGGAAAGAUCAAUGAAAGACUUGUGAUCACCUCAGAAAUGAUUGAAAAUAUCCAGUCUGUGAAGGCAUACUGCUGGGAGGAAGCAAUGGAAAAAAUGAUUGAAAACCUAAGACAAACAGAACUGAAGCUGACCCGGAAGGCAGCCUAUGUGAGAUACUUCAAUAGCUCAGCCUUCUUCUUCUCAGGGUUCUUUGUGGUGUUUUUAUCGGUCCUUCCUUAUGCACUGAUCAAGGGAAUAAUCCUUCGGAAAAUAUUCACAACCAUCUCAUUCUGCAUCGUUCUGCGCAUGGCUGUCACUCGGCAGUUCCCCUGGGCUGUGCAAACAUGGUAUGACUCUCUUGGAGCAAUAAACAAAAUACAGGACUUUUUACAAAAGCAAGAGUAUAAGACCUUGGAAUAUAACUUAACAACUACAGAGGUAGUGAUGGAGAACGUAACAGCCUUCUGGGAGGAGGGAAUUGGAGAAUUAUUUGAGAAAGCAAAACAAAACAAUGACAAUAGAAAAAUUUCCAAUGGUGAUAACAGCCUCUUCUUCAGUAAUUUAGCACUUCUUGGUGCUCCUGUCCUAAAAGACAUCAAUUUCAAGAUAGAAAGGGGACAGUUGUUGGCGGUGGCUGGAUCUACUGGAGCAGGCAAGACUUCACUUCUAAUGAUGAUUAUGGGAGAACUGGAGCCUUCAGAGGGUAAAAUUAAGCACAGUGGAAGGAUUUCAUUCUGCUCUCAGUUUUCCUGGAUCAUGCCUGGCACCAUUAAAGAAAACAUCAUCUUUGGUGUUUCCUAUGAUGAGUAUAGAUAUAGGAGUGUUAUCAAAGCAUGCCAACUAGAAGAGGAUAUCUCCAAGUUUGCCGAGAAAGACAACAUAGUUCUUGGAGAAGGCGGAAUCACACUGAGUGGAGGUCAGCGAGCAAGAAUCUCUUUAGCAAGAGCAGUAUAUAAAGAUGCUGACUUGUACCUUUUAGACUCUCCUUUUGGAUACUUAGAUGUUUUAACAGAAAAAGAAAUAUUUGAAAGCUGUGUCUGUAAACUGAUGGCUAACAAAACUAGGAUUUUGGUAACUUCUAAAAUGGAACAUUUAAAGAAAGCUGACAAAAUAUUAAUUUUACAUGAAGGUAGCAGCUAUUUUUAUGGCACAUUUUCUGAACUACAAAAUCUACGGCCGGACUUUAGCUCAAAGCUCAUGGGAUUUGAUUCUUUCGACCAGUUUAGUGCAGAAAGAAGAAAUUCCAUCCUCACUGAGACUCUGCGCCGUUUCUCAUUAGAAGGAGACGCCGCUGUCUCCAGGAAUGAGACGAAAAAACAAUCUUUUAAACAGACUGGAGAGAUUGGAGAAAAAAGAAAGAAUUCUAUUCUCAAUCCAAUCAACUCUAUAAGGAAAUUUUCUGUUGUACAAAAGACUCCACUCCCAAUGAAUGGCAUUGAUGAGGAGGACUCGGAGGAGCCCGUGGAGAGAAGGCUGUCCUUAGUUCCAGACUCCGAGCAGGGGGAGGCCAUCCUGCCUCGAAGCAACGUGUUCAACACUGGCCCCACGUUUCAGGGACGAAGGAGGCAGUCUGUUUUGAACCUGAUGACUCAUUCCGUUAACCAAGGUCAAAACAUUCACCGAAAGACUGCAGCAUCUACACGUAAGAUGUCACUGGCCCCGCAGGCGAAUCUGACGGAAAUGGAUAUAUAUUCAAGACGGUUAUCUCAGGAAAGUAGCUUGGAAAUAAGUGAAGAAAUUAAUGAAGAAUAUUUAAAGGAGUGCUUUUGUGAUGAUGUGGAGAACAUUCCAGCAGUGACUACCUGGAACACAUACCUUAGAUACCUAGCUGUCAACAAGAGCUUAAGUUUGGUACUAAUUUGGUGCUUAGUUAUUUUUCUGGCUGAGGUGGCAAUUUCUUUGGCGGUGUUGUUGCUACUUGACAGGAGCCCUCGUUACAGCAAAGGGAACGGCACUGCCAGUGGGAAUGGCAGCUCCGCCGUGAUCAUCACCAGCACCAGCUCCUACUACUUGUUCUACAUUUACGUGGGAGUAGCUGACACUUUGCUUGCUCUGGGCUUCUUCAGAGGUCUGCCCCUGGUGCAUACUCUCAUCACAGUGUCAAAAAUUUUACACCACAGAAUGUUGCAUUCUGUUCUUCGAGCGCCUAUGUCAACCCUCAACAUGUUAAAAGCAGGUGGGAUUCUGAAUAGAUUCUCCAAAGACAUAGCGAUCUUGGAUGACCUCCUGCCUCUUACCAUAUUUGACUUCGUCCAGUUGUUACUAAUCGUGAUUGGAGCUGUGGCAGUUGUCUCGGUUUUGCAACCUUACAUCUUCCUUGCCACGGUGCCGGUGAUAGCGGCUUUUGUUAUCUUGAGAGGAUACUUCCUACACACCUCACAGCAACUCAAACAACUGGAAUCUGAAGGCAGGAGUCCAAUUUUCACUCAUCUGGUUACAAGCUUAAAAGGACUAUGGACACUUCGUGCCUUCGGUCGUCAGCCUUACUUUGAAACUCUUUUCCACAAAGCUCUGAAUUUACAUACUGCCAACUGGUUCUUGUACCUGUCAACCCUGCGCUGGUUCCAAAUGCGAAUAGAAAUGAUAUUUGUCGUCUUCUUCAUUGCUGUUACCUUCAUUUCCAUUUUAACAACAGGUGAAGGAGAAGGAACCGUUGGGAUUAUUCUGACUUUAGCCAUGAAUAUCAUGGGGACAUUGCAGUGGGCUGUGAACUCCAGCAUAGACGUGGAUAGCUUGAUGCGAUCUGUGAGCCGAGUCUUUAAGUUUAUUGAUAUGCCGACAGAAGAAGGUAGAUCUACCAAGUCCAUCAAACCAUCCAAGGAUUGCCAGCUCUCAAAAGUUAUGAUUUUUGAGAAUCUACAUGUGAAGAAAGAUGACAUCUGGCCUUCAGGAGGCCAAAUGACCGUCAAAGACCUCACAGCAAGAUAUAUAGACAGUGGGAAUGCCAUAUUGGAGAACAUUUCCUUCUCAAUAAGUCCCGGACAGAGGGUGGGCCUCCUGGGAAGAACUGGAGCGGGAAAAAGUACUUUGUUAUCUGCUUUUUUGAGACUCCUGAACACUGAAGGAGAUAUCCAGAUCGAUGGCGUGUCUUGGGAUUCAAUAACUUUGCAACAGUGGAGGAAAGCCUUUGGAGUGAUACCGCAGAAAGUGUUUAUCUUUUCUGGAACAUUUAGAAAAAACUUGGAUCCCUAUGAACAGUGGAGUGAUCAAGAAAUAUGGAAAGUUGCAGAUGAGGUUGGACUCAGAUCCGUGAUAGAACAGUUUCCUGGGAAGCUCGAUUUUGUCCUUGUGGACGGAGGCUAUGUUUUAAGCCAUGGCCACAAGCAGCUGAUGUGCCUGGCCAGAUCUGUUCUCAGUAAGGCAAAGAUCUUACUGCUUGAUGAACCCAGUGCUCAUUUGGAUCCAAUAACAUACCAGAUAAUUAGAAGAACUCUAAAACAAGCAUUUGCUGACUGCACAGUAAUCCUUUGUGAACACAGGAUAGAAGCAAUGUUGGAAUGUCAACGGUUUUUAGUCAUAGAAGAGAACAAAGUGCGGCAGUACGACUCCAUCCAGAAACUGCUGAGCGAGAAGAGCCUCUUCCGACAGGCCAUCAGCCCCUCAGACAGGAUGAAGCUCUUCCCCCGCCGGAACUCCAGCAAGCACAAGUCGCGAUCCCCAAUCACUGCCCUGAAAGAGGAGACAGAAGAAGAGGUGCAAGAGACCAGGCUGUAG
Molecule: messenger RNA, 4461 nt
Organism: Otolemur garnettii (small-eared galago)
Lineage: Eukaryota; Metazoa; Chordata; Mammalia; Primates; Galagidae
Gene: CFTR
Product: cystic fibrosis transmembrane conductance regulator
Exons: 27
Coding region: 1-4461 (1486 amino acids)
Biological process (GO): chloride transmembrane transport; bicarbonate transport
Cellular component (GO): plasma membrane; cytosol; apical plasma membrane
Molecular function (GO): ATP hydrolysis activity; ATP binding; ABC-type transporter activity
Source: RefSeq, a predicted model, not a curated record